AUGGGUGUUGAGAAUCAGAGCUCCGAACCCGAGAGUAGCUCCAAUUCCUUCUCCUCGCCCCCACCAUCGCCGUCCUCACCCGGGUUGAGCCACCCGAAACAGCCCGACGCGGAAGGCAAGAGCGGCAAGAGGAUUCGAGAUAGCAACAAGCACCCCGUUUAUCGCGGGGUCAGAAUGAGGAACUGGGGAAAAUGGGUGUCCGAAAUCCGUGAGCCCCGCAAGAAGUCGAGAAUUUGGCUCGGCACGUUCCCCACCCCCGAAAUGGCGGCUCGCGCCCACGAUGUGGCUGCCCUGAGCAUCAAGGGAAAGUCGGCUGUCCUCAAUUUCCCGGAGCUCGCGGGGUCGCUGCCCCGACCGGCCUCCCUGUUUCCCCGGGAUGUCCAGGCCGCUGCGGCUAAGGCGGCUGCGAUGGAUAAGUUCGACCCGCCGCCUCCGCCGUCGCCGACCUCAGAGGCGUCGACGCUCUCGCUCUCUCUCUCGGCCUCGUCUUCGCUGUCGUCGUUGGUUCGGCUAUGGAGCUCUCCAAUACGACGUCCUCUCGAGGAGCUAAGCGAGAUCGUGGAGCUGCCGAGUUUGGGGGCGAGUUACUGCGACUCUGCCGAGUGGAGCACUGAGUUCGUGUACGUUGACUCUGGGUGGACGGGUGGGUCUACCCGCCGCCGUGGCUGGGCGGCGCCGUCGGUGACGAUUGUGGAAGUUUCUCCGAUCAGGUGGAAAGUGUAA
Messenger RNA from Thlaspi arvense, 723 nucleotides. The record is from the annotation of a GenBank genome assembly. NCBI's taxonomy places the organism in Eukaryota, Viridiplantae, Streptophyta, Magnoliopsida, Brassicales, Brassicaceae.